AUGUUCUUUGACUGUAGCAUGACGGCUCUGACUAUUGAUCGAAGGAUACUCCGAAGGUCGUAUCAAAGUCCUAGGUGGACCAUGCGGCGCCUGAAUAGACCCUACAAGGCCAUUCAGUCAUCAGAACUGAAUAGCAGGCCUGACCAACACACAGAAACAGUUGUGGCCAAGGAAGAACGACAGGCAUAA
Plenodomus lingam JN3 is the source of this 189-nucleotide messenger RNA. The record is from RefSeq and is a predicted model, not a curated record. Lineage: Eukaryota; Fungi; Ascomycota; Dothideomycetes; Pleosporales; Leptosphaeriaceae.